Messenger RNA from Drosophila ananassae, 4627 nucleotides. RefSeq names its product leukocyte receptor cluster member 8 homolog. The coding region runs from base 356 to 2965 and encodes 869 amino acids. The record is from RefSeq and is a predicted model, not a curated record. Gene Ontology annotation, cellular component: nucleus. NCBI's taxonomy places the organism in Eukaryota, Metazoa, Arthropoda, Insecta, Diptera, Drosophilidae. The transcript has 6 exons.
UAUCGUUAUCGAGUCCCCAACGUUUACCAACACCAUACCAUCGAUUUUUCUGUCCAAAUAGACGUGUUUUAUUUAUAUUGUCGUAAGAAAGCAGUAAAAAAUACAGUAUCCGAGAUAUUUUUCGUGUUAGGGCAGUUAGUAAGACUGCCUAGGCCUGCAGUGACAAUAAAUAACGUUUGGCAGCAGCAAUUAAAGACCGAAUAUCAAGGAUAGGAAUUGUGUUCCCAAAGAAAAAAGUAGGACGGUCGUAGGAGAAAUACAAGCAACGCAUUAACAAAAAGACAAAGGUAAGUUCAGGUAAAAACAAAGCAUACAACACGCGACCUUUAGUGAGAGAGGGCAGCGACGAAAUAUCAUGUCCGACGCAAUGAGUGCGCCGCCACCUCUGAUUCCCCAGCUGCAGGAGAUGCAGCAGCAGCAGCAACAACAGCAGCAGCAACAGCAGGCGAACAACCCCUCCGCCCUUGCCCAGCAAUGGAGCAAUUACGCCUGGUACGCGAACCAGAAUGCUGCCGCCUACCAGCAGCAGUAUCAGCAGUACUACCAGUACUACAUGCGCUACCAGCAACAGCAGCAGCAACAGGUAACAUCGACGAUCAGCGCCUCGAAUGCGCCGCCCGGCUUUAGCAAUGCAGUUGCGGCACCUCCGCCCUUGCCUAGUGGCCCGCCACCACCGCCGCCGCCCAAAAUGGCUCAGGGUCCGGGCGGGAACAAGCAACAGCAGCAACAACAACAGCAACAGAACAAGAACUUUGGAGGAAUUCGUUUUAAUUUGAAUUUAAACCAAAAGCGUUUGGCAAACGCCCCUAAUCCUCUGCAACUGCAACAGCAGCAACAACAACAACAACAGCAGCAACAAAUGCAACAAGGAAUGCAACAACAGGGAAUGCAAAUGUACAACAACAACAGCAAUAACAAAAAGAAGCGCAAGCGGAACAACAAAAACAAGAACUUUGACCAAACAGCAUACAACAAUCCGUUUAGCAAUCAAAUACCAGCCGUAGCACCACCACCACCCAUUAUAACCCCUGCCGAUGUGGGUGUGCCUGCAACACCAGAUCUGAGCAAGCCUCCACCUCCGCUACCCCUCGCUCUGGUCGCUCCCACCGAGCCGCCGCAGCAGACACAGUUGCCUCCUCCAGCUGCUCCCCAGCCGGCUGCCUCUGGCUUCAAACGGCCCAACAGCUUCCAAAUGGCCUCCAACGAUUCCUGGCCCGAUUCCCUUAACCAAUAUGUGGCCCGUUGCUAUUCCAAGUGCAACACUGACCUCGACAAGGAUCAGAUUGAUAUUUGUCUGAAAGGCAAGAUCAUAGCAGCGGCUAAUCGCAAUGAGCUAUGGACUAGGGACUGGGACAACGAGCCCAUGCCCACGGUGCACAGCGAGCGGGAUGGUAUCGAGGUGGUGCUGAACAAUGCCACGCCGCCGCAGCCCCAGCGGAGCAAUUACUUCCAAAAGAAGAUAGAGCAGGAGAAGGAGAAGGAGCGAGACCGUGAGCAGGACAAGUCGCCAGCCAAGGGCUCCGGCAUUGUAAAUCAGUUCAAGCAGAAAGGAAACCAAUUCAACAAGUCCUCUUCAAGCUACGGUUCUCACAAUCAUCAGUCAUCGUCCAGAUACUCCAGGAGUCGUUCGCGGUCGCCGGCUUCGUCUAGCUCUUCAAAGUACACAAACAAGAAGCGGUAUUCGCGAUCGCGGUCUUAUUCGCGUUCCCGGUCCCGUUCCCCUCGAUCCCGUUCGUGCUCUCGUAGCAGCGGCAAUGGCAGCCCACCAGCGCGUAAGGUUAGCCGCAAAUCGGGCCUAAACGAUUCUUUGGACUUUAUACCGCUUUCAGCGAACCUGUCGCGCAAGCAACAGAAAAUGCUUAUGAAGAAGGGCAAGAGGGCUGCUGCUGCAGCAGCAGCAGCAUCAGCAGCAUUGACAUCGAACUCUGCUAACUCCGGUCAGGCAAAGAAAAAGGUGCCUCACUUCUAUUCAAACCAAUCGUCCGUGGGCGGUGCCGUUGAUGAUGACACAGCGCGCUUGCAACAGCGAGCGGCACGUUUCUCGCAGCAGAGCUCCGGCUCAGCCAAGAAAUCUGUCGUCGCCAUUGCAAGCUCACCGUUUGGUCUCACCACGGCCAAGAACAAAAAGAAGAUGCAGAUGCAACAGAACUAUCAACGCCAAUCCUUCUAUGAGGAGUCUGAUCCGUCUUCCGGUAUAGAUCUACUCGAUUUGCAUAUUGUAGGAACUUGUAGGGACCUUGAGAAAUCAUUUUUGCGACUCACUAAGGCGCCUUCUCCGUCGGAGGUGCGACCAGUCGAGGUGCUAACCCACUCGUUGGCCAAUGUGAAGAGCAAGUGGCGUGCCAAUCACGAUUAUCAUUAUGCGUGUGAUCAGCUGAAAUCCAUUAGGCAGGAUCUGACGGUCCAAGGUAUUCGGGAUCAGUUUACGGUUGAGGUUUAUGAGACACACGCCCGGAUUGCCAUGGAGAAGGGUGACCACGAAGAGUUCAAUCAAUGUCAGACGCAGCUAAAGAUGCUUUAUUCAGAGCUGGGUAAGAGCGCCAAUUCCCUGGAGUUCACUGCCUACCGUAUACUGUACUACAUCUUCACAAAGAAUACCCUGGAUAUCACUACUGUCCUGCGUUCGAUUACGGCUGAUCAGCGCGAGAAUCCUGCCAUUGCGCACGCCCUUCAGUUUCGCUCGGCUUGGUCGUUGGGCAACUAUUGCAAACUGUUCGAACUGUAUAAGUCGGCUCCUCUUAUGUCCGGUCAUAUGAUUGAGUGGUUCCUGGAGAGGGAGCGCAAGGCAGCCCUUCGUGUUAUUAUUAAGUCCUAUCGUCCCAAUAUUAGCAUUGACUAUAUCAACAAUAUUCUGGCGUUCGAUAGCAAAGAAAAAUGCAAAGAAUGGCUCGAUACCUUCAGCUUACCUUAUGUCGCGGAUGGUGCGCAGAUUGAUUGCAAAAACGCCGCAGCCAUCACCAUUUAAAAAAAUACUGCUGAGAUAAUAUUUCAGACUCGGUAGUUUUUCCGAAUUUUUCGGAAUGCGGAUACGUCUUCUCUCUGUCCCAUUCUACACAUUUUGUACAUAUUUAUAUAGAUCUAGGUAGUUUUCGCGUAUUCCCCGCGUUAGGUUGUCUAGGAUGUGCUUUAGAUUUCUCUCUGUGCAGUCGGUUUUUUUUUUUUUAAUCGCUACUGUUAAGGACUAUCUUCGAAUGUUGUUUCUCCACAAGGAUAAUGAUAAUUUGGAUUUGCGAAAAGGAAACAUAUAGUGGAUCAUUCAAUCAUCAUCGCUGUUUUAUUUUAAAGUAAAGUGGAAUUGGAAAAUGCUCUGGAGAAUGGGAUUUUAUGGAAAGGAUAAAUGCUGUGGAUUAUUGGAAACCUUCGGCUUAGAUCGUCUUGGAAAGAGCAUGCGUUUUUACGAGCCACGACUUCAUCUGGGAGCACUGUUUUCAUUGUUCCUGUUUCAAGGAUUUCAUCAACGAUUUUAUUAUUACUGCAAUUUCUACGAGAUCCACAGCUAUUAAUGAUUUUAGAAUGUUUACAAUCAACGUGGGACUCAACGCAUCUUCGGUUGCCACAAAUUUAGGGCAGAAACUAAUAACCUCGUCGUUUUUUCAACAUUGAACACAACAUGAAUUAAUCUUUAAAAAGUAUCCAGUCUUAUUUUCUAACAUCCAACCAAAUAGGAGCAAUAUUUAAUCUGAAAUAAUAUUUAAUCUGAGGUGCGUGACCUCAUUAAUGAACAUAUCCCAAGAUCAAAGUGAAUUAAUUCCAGUUGUGGUCACGAAUUACCCCAUAAUAUAUAUCGACUAAACCUGUAUACAUGAAAUUAACACAAAAUAAUUCACAAACAGACGAACAAAAGCAGAUGCCAUCAAAGUGGAGAGGCCAGAGGGCUGAAAUCUAAUUUUUGUUUCGCCGUGGUUAUUUUACUCAUUUUUUUUUUUAAUCGUCCCUUAACCAUUUCAUUUUUAAAGUAGUUUUAAGACUUAGCUUUAAUACUUGUUGUCUUCUUUAAAUUAUUGAAAAAGGAUUAUACUAAUGUUCUGUCUCUCUAUUGUAUACCUGUAUAUAUACAACCAUCACUUCCACCACCUCCACCAACCAACCAACCAACCACACCAUGAAGCCGUCGCCGACACUAUGGAUUCCAAAGACAUCGUUUUGGAAAAUGGCAAACAUUCUACAUCCUCCGGAUAACUACAUCCUCCGGCCAACAUCCAUCCGCCAGUUGGAGGUCACAAGAUCAACAGUUCAUCGGGCUUAACCGACACUUUGUAAGCUCUUCCAAUUUUAAUUCGUGUUACUAAAAGCGAACUGUGAAAUUCGAUUGAUUUGGGUAUUUAAUAAGCGAUUGGCGGAAGUUACUCUAUUUAGGGGUUUUCAGAACUGUUCGUAAUUAUAUCCUAGCUGUAAUAUAUUUUAGAAUUAGUGAUCUAUUCGUAAGCUAAGUUUAAUUGUUAAAUUUAUUUCUAAUUUUCUUGAAUGUUGGAAAAAUGAUGGAAAAAAUUCAAGAUUUUUUAAUGGCAUCUUUUAAUUACUUCCGCCAAAGAUGCUUGAAGCUGGUUGCAUGACAGCGACAGCCCACAUUGCUUUUUUAAUAAAAACAAAAAAAAAAAACAAAAUAUAAAGGAAAUGCAAAAAUCAA